AUGGCCUCCCGCCUGCCGCCGGCGCUGCACCUCUUGGCAGACGACGCCGCCGCCGCGGCCCCCAAGGACGACGGCGGCUGGUUUGGCUGGCUGACAGACGGCUUCGAGGCCAUACUCGCGUUCCUAGACAGCGCCCUUGAGAGCGCCCACGUGCCUUACAGCUAUGGCUUCGCCAUCAUCCUGCUGACAAUCCUCGUGAAACUCGCCACUUUUCCCCUGAGCCAAAAAUCGAUGCAGUCGUCUCUGGCGCUGCAGGCGCUGCAGCCGCGCGUGAAGGAGCUGCAGGCGCUCUACGCCACACAGCCAGAGGCCCUGCAGCUGGAGACCGCCCGGCUGUACCGCGAGGCCGGCGUAAACCCCCUGGCCGGCUGCCUUCCCACCCUGGCCACCAUACCUGCCCUGACUAAGGCGGCCGACGACGGCCUGCUGACGAGCGGGUUCUUCUGGAUCCCCUCGCUGGGGGGCCCCACCACGCUGGCCAUGCGGCAGGAGGGCUCCGGCCUGUCUUGGCUGUUCCCCUUUGUCGACGGCGCCCCGCCGGUCGGCUGGCACGACGCCAUUGCAUACCUCGUGCUGCCCGUGCUGCUGGUGGCGUCCCAGAUCGCCUCCCAGAACGCAAUCAGCCCAAAGAGCGACGACCCGGUGGCGCAGCAGAGCCAGGCCAUCCUCAAGUUCAUACCUUUCAUGAUAGGCUGGUUCUCUCUGAACGUGCCGAGCGGCCUGACGCUCUACUGGUUUGUGUACAUGAGAAACACCAUCAAGGUGGAGGUGCCGGCCUCCGCAGCUGCGGGCCCCGGCCCUGGCGCUAUCAUCGACGUGUCGGGGUCACCCAUCAUCCCGAGCGACCGCGCGCGUGCGCGCCAGGGCCGCCCCGACGGACCCAUUGUGGAGGCGGAGAUCGUGUCGGGACCCCCCCUGCAGGACGGCGGCGGCGGCAGCCGGAGGGGCAGCAGAUUUGCAGAGCGCAAGGCGAAAGAGGCGGCGGCAAAGCGAGGGGCGGAGGGGGCGAGCGGUGGGGGGUUGCAGCCGAGGCGCGGCGGGAAGUUCGCGGAGCGGAAGGCGCGGGAGGCCGCGGCAAAGGCGGCCGUCGGACGCGCGGGGGCAGGCGCCGACAGCGGCAGCGGCGCAGCCGGCGUGGGGAGCGGCGAAGCGGCAGCCGGCGUUGAAGAGCGGGCGGCAGGGGAGGGGCCCGGUGACGCAGCGGAGGAGCCGCCCAGCAAGCAAUGA
Messenger RNA from Monoraphidium neglectum, 1227 nucleotides. Its product is annotated as Inner membrane ALBINO3-like protein 2, chloroplastic Flags: Precursor. Gene Ontology annotation, molecular function: membrane insertase activity. Gene Ontology annotation, cellular component: chloroplast thylakoid membrane. The transcript is spliced from 9 exons. The record is from RefSeq and is a predicted model, not a curated record. NCBI's taxonomy places the organism in Eukaryota, Viridiplantae, Chlorophyta, Chlorophyceae, Sphaeropleales, Selenastraceae. Gene Ontology annotation, biological process: thylakoid membrane organization; protein localization to chloroplast; protein insertion into membrane. Bases 1 to 1227 code for a protein of 408 amino acids.